Cephus cinctus (wheat stem sawfly) is the source of this 3808-nucleotide messenger RNA. RefSeq names its product facilitated trehalose transporter Tret1. Gene Ontology annotation, molecular function: transmembrane transporter activity. The coding region runs from base 980 to 2533 and encodes 517 amino acids. Gene Ontology annotation, biological process: transmembrane transport. The transcript is spliced from 7 exons. The record is from RefSeq and is a predicted model, not a curated record. Gene Ontology annotation, cellular component: membrane. NCBI's taxonomy places the organism in Eukaryota, Metazoa, Arthropoda, Insecta, Hymenoptera, Cephidae.
AGUCGUGAAAAUUUAUUAUUUUUAGCGAUCUAUCUGAUAACGAUAGUCGUUAUCUCUUUGUAGGAAUUUUUCGAAUUGGCUCACUUCGAGAGAAUGAAAGAUCUGCUGAAGUAUCGGGGCUUCUGGAACUGUAGGGUCUGAGAACGUGCAAGGUCAGGAUGAAUGGAUACCCGGAAUAGAGCAUCGAUUCGUGCUAGAAUCAAGCAGUAGGGAGCGCAGACUACGUAGGGAAUUGCACGCGUGCGCGUUAUUAAAGCGGAAGACUUGAAUGUUGGUAACCACGUGGUCAUUUGUUCGCUGCAUUAAAUCUGACUUUUAUCAUUGGUACACGAUUAUCCUGUUGUCAUCUGAAUGUUUAUUCGCGAGGUACUCUUUUCAAUUAUGGCGUAUACUUAACUUUCAUUAUUUGAAAUUAUCACAAUUUUUUAUUAAAUUUACCGAUCACGUUGUGGCGUAUAAAAAGAAGGAAGAAUUCACUGAAGUAAGAAAAUCUUUCCUAGGAAAAAUAUUUCCUACGUAACGUAUCUUUCGAACAUUUCGAAAAUUUCACGAUUUUCGACAAAAAAAAGGGUAAUCGUAGUAAUGUUCCAUGGAAAAACAUUGUCCCUGGAAAUUUCAUCUAUUUUCAUCAUCUGGUGACUGAGAUAUUCCGAAAAAAAUUGCUACUUCAACGAGUAAAAUAUAUCUAUAUAGUGCAUUUUUGGUUACUUCAAUUUCGUAUAUCGCGUAAACUAGACUAGUAAAUAAUUUUCAAAUUUAGCAUACACAACCAUUCAGUACCUAUCGAUAACAUAUACAAAAUUCAGAAUCCGUAUUCUGGUGAUGCUCAAAGCGAUCGAACCACCUUCAAGAAUUUCCAUAAAAAGCGCGAAAUCAAAAAUCAAAAACUGUCGACAGUUUUUGCAAGAACUAAAAACGUCAAAGAUAAAUUACAACGCGAAGGAAUUACAAAGUAAAUACUUAAACAAUUUCAUCGACAAUGGUGUCCAAAUACAUGCCUGUUCGAGGAAACAACGUAGUCCUCUACCUGAUAGUGUUGGCAGCCUGUAUAAAUAUACUGGGAAUGGGAACGACGCUCGGAUGGGCGAUGUCAGCAAUUCCCAAACUGCUGGCAGAUGAUUUUCCAAUUAAAGUGACAAAAGGUGAAGCUGCAUGGGCUGCCAGUUGUGUUUUCAUUGGUUCGAUGUUGGGCACUAUUGCUGCCACGUUGUUCAUAUCUAAAUUUGGCUGCAAGAGAAUUAUCCUUAUCACCAUCAUUCCCAGUGUCAUAGGAUGGCUGAUGAUAGGAUUCGCUUCGACAAUUUGGGAGGUCUAUAUUGGACGUGUACUGGUCGGUUAUCUGGCUGGCAGUGCCUUCUUAUCAACGGAAAUGUAUAUAUCUGAAAUAUCCACGUCGGCCAUUCGCGGAUUCCUAUGUGGCUUCUGCAGCAUCUUCGUAAAUCUCGGUUUCCUUCUGGCCUUCGGGAUUGGACCAUACCUAACGUUCAAACAGUCUGCAUUUCUCAGUUUGAUUCUGCCUAUCCUCUUUGGAUUCGGUUUCAUAUGUGCGCCUGAGUCUCCCUAUUGGUACGCAGGCAAAGAUCGUUUUUCUGACGCGAGACGCACUUUGGUCCAGCUCCGAAGAACGGAGGACGUCAACGACGAAUUGGCGAACAUAAAGUACCUGGUGCAAAAGGCUAACCCAGCUAAAGUCGAUUUGAAUUCGUGGUCGACUUUCAAAUCGAUUUUCGCUAAACGCGUCAACAGGUGGUCCUUGUUCAUCGCUUUCAUAAUGCAACUGUCACAACAAUUGUCUGGCAUUCAGGCAGUGAACGCUUAUGCUCAGUUGAUAUUCAAGGAUAGGGAUUCAUUGGUUUCCGGUGAAACCGUUGGUCUUCUUCUGGGCUGCGUUCAGUUAUUCUGCGCCGUAGCAGCCGCCGGUAUCGUCGACAGGAUCGGUAGAAGACCCAUGGUACUCGGGUCUGCCGUUGGGUCUGCAACGUGUCUGGCAGCUAUGGGUCUCUAUUUCCAUGUUCAAUCCACCGGUACCGAUCUCGAGCACAUCAAGCUGUUUCCGGUGAUCGGUAUUCUGCUCUACGCGACGUUCUUCGGUCUUGGACUCUCACCGAUCAGCACGAUAAUCACUGUGGAUUGUGUUCCUGUAGAAAUUCGUCAUUUAGCUAUCCUACUAGUCAAUUUCACGUACUCCUUGUCCGGGAUUAUGGUCACCGUUUUGUGGCAGGUCGUUACCGAUUCCAUUGGUGUCCAAUACGCGUUUGCAAUAUUCGCCUUUGCCACGUUUGCAAACGCCAUCGUCAUCCACUUCAGUAUACCGGAAACGAAGGGGAAGACCUUGGCCGAGGUACAAAGCAUGCUAGAGAAAAGUAAAAAUCUGAAUGGAGGUUGCGUGCCGAAGGAGAUGGAAGCAAGGCGUCUCCAAAAUGACGCCACUUUAGAUCCCUGCAUAACGACCAAGUCAGUUAAUGAAAAUCCCAUGAUAAUUGUUACCAAUAAGAAACAAUAUGUAUGGAGAUACGUAACAUUAUCUAUAUGAGGUUAAUUCAAUAAUAACCCAUAGCAUUAUUAAAAUUUGAUGCUCGUGGUCGAUUCCUGCGAUUUACACAAAGUAACACUUAAAAAACCACGUGACGUAUUUUUAUUUAAUUACCCUUUAAAAAUUAUCAUAAACGUUAUAACGCAAACGCAUCACGUUAAAUUAAACUAUUUGAUUUUUAUGGCAGAAUCAAAUUCAGUUGGUACGAUUAUUCUGUAUAACCUUAUAUAGAUUUAUCCAAAACUAUUACACCAACUGAAAUUGGGUGCACUGACUGACUUCAGUGUGAUAUUGUAGUCUGAAUAACCAGGUACACCUCUUUUUUUAUAUUGUUCAUCUAUUUGAUUUAGACUUUACAAUCAGUUGAGUUCAAGUUCUAGAAACCCUAUAGUGGGAUUAGUCGGAAUAACCCUAUAAACCUAUAGAGCCUUUCAGAAAUAUUGGACCAACUGAAGGUUGUCACUUCAUUUGAUUGCAUCUGUGCUGAAUGACCCAGUAGACAACUUAUAAUUCACCUAUGUUAAAUAUCGCGAAGUUGUAACAGCAUGGAUUAAUAUUUUUAAUUUAUAUUUCAAAACUACUAGGUAUUUUUCAUGAGGUAGCGGAACUUCAAUAAGGUCUAGUCGCAAAACGGCAUUCUUCUUCUUUUCUUAUAAAAUCCUAAUAAACGGUGUUGGGUGCCAGGUAUCCUCUAGCGGGAUACCGCGAGUGGGUGGCACUUUCUUUUACUUUGGUUCUAGGUCCCGGAUAGUCAGCCAAAAGAAAUCAAUCCUAAUCGAUACGCAAUUCACUAAACCUAACUGGAAGACACUAUCAAGCAAAAAUCCUGUUUCUCAACUUAGCCUGCUUGAUACUCGGACGCAAACACUGUCAGGUCAGGUAGCGUCCUGUACCAACUGAAUCAAAAUCCGAAUGAGGCAUAAAUUCCAAAAAUUGUAACUAUGAUAAUUACUCUAGAGGCGGGAUCACGAACCCACAAAAUAAGAAGAAGGAUUAACUCGUUGAAACCAAAACGAUAAAGCUGGUUCGAUUACUGGUUCAGCUCGAAGAGCGUUGAAACGUACAUGAGGACAGAUUAGGUGGAAGAUGGAAGCGAAAAGUAAAGAUAAAGCAAAAGAAGAUAAUAGAAACGCACGGAAACUGUAUUAUGUCCUAAGAAAAGUCAUCCUAUAGAAAUCAGGAAUUCCAUAAUCCGUGGGAUAGGUGUAAAUUUAUAAUGCGAAAAAUAUUACAAAAAAAAAAACAUUUACAAAAUAAAAAUAAGAGUAGAAGCCA